Messenger RNA from Cynoglossus semilaevis (tongue sole), 1356 nucleotides. RefSeq names its product ribosomal L1 domain containing 1 (gene rsl1d1). Gene Ontology annotation, molecular function: RNA binding. The record is from RefSeq and is a predicted model, not a curated record. The transcript is spliced from 9 exons. NCBI's taxonomy places the organism in Eukaryota, Metazoa, Chordata, Actinopteri, Pleuronectiformes, Cynoglossidae. Bases 109 to 1218 code for a protein of 369 amino acids.
AUAUAUACAGUAUAUUCAUAAAGUUUUAGUUAGCGUUCUGUGACGUAGCACAUACGUACUACGCCCAUUGCGCCUGCGCGGCUGCGGUCCACACGUGAAGAAUACAGCAUGGCUGAACAGGCUGGAUUUGAGUUAGAUCGAAGUCAGGUGAAAAAGGCCGUCCAGGCUCUGAAAGCCUUCCUGAAAACCAAGUCCUCCGGAAGCUCUCUGUUCCUGGACGACACUCAACACAUCAGUCUGCUCUUCACCCUGUGGAGGAUUCCCAAACAGGCUCAGACCAUCCGCAUUCCAUUACCUCAUGGCCAGCAAACAGACUCAGACGAGAUCUGCCUCUUCACCAGAGAUGAGCCCAAAAUGACCUCAGAGCAGACUCAGAGGUUUUACAAGAGGCUACUGCAGGAAAGAGGGGUCAAAAGCAUCUCUGAGAUCAUCCCUUACAAGGUCCUAAAGACUGAGUACAAACCAUAUGAAGCCAAGCGUCGGCUGCUGGGAAACUUUGACAUGUUCAUUUCUGAUGAUCGCAUCCGACGACUGCUGCCGUCUCACCUAGGAAAACAUUUCUACGAGAGGAAGAAAGAGCCACUGUGUGUGAACCUGCUGAGCAAAAACCUGGCUAGAGACAUCCAGAGCAUCAUCCAGGGAUCCAAGCUGAAGGUCACCAAUAAAGGCAGCUGCUGCAUGGCUCGCAUCGGCCACUCCAGCAUGACUGCAGAUCAGCUGACAGAAAAUAUUGAGGCUGCCGUGAAGACGGUGAUGGCCAAGCUACGAAUGAAAGGGCGUGUGAUGAAGGUCAUCCACCUGAAGAGUCAGACGUCUGUGGCUCUGCCCAUCUACCACUCAGACCUAGCUCACAUCACCCAAGACAAAAAAGCAGAAAAAUCUGAUGAAGCAGACGAGGAAAAGACUGGAGCAGCCAAAAAGCAGGCAAAGAACAAGGAGACUGAAGAAACAGAGGCUGCAGUGAAGGAGGAAGAAGAAGAGGAGCAGGAGGAGGAAGAAAAAAUCCCACAGUUGGUUCCUAUGGAAACACCCAAAAAAAAGGCUAAAGUUGAGAAGCCACUGACGAAGAGGAAGAAGACGCAGCUGGAGAAAGCUCCCAAACCUGCUGCAGCCAAGAAAGAGAAAAAGUCACAGAGCAAAGUCAUAAAGAAAACGAAGACCAUGGCGGUCGGCAAGAGCGAGUCGAAAGUGAAGAGAAAGGUGCCUAAAGUGAAAUAAUGACGAUGAAACUUGGACAUUUGAUAGAGAGGACAGGACCAGAGUGUUUGUAAUAAUCAAAAAAAGAAUAUAAAAUGUAUUCAGUCUUGUUUGUUUGUACUUCAUCUGAAGCAGAUAAUAAACUUUGGAACAGGAGAA